AUGCAACAAUCCCGAUUCGAUUCGAUUCCGAUUCUAGAAUCGAGUGGGAUUGGUUGGAAUUGGAAUUGGAAUCGAAUGGAAUCGGUUGGAAUUGGAAUUGGAAUCGAAUGGAAUCGGUCGGGAUUGGGAUUGGAAUCGAAUGGAAUUGGUUGGGAUUGGGAUUGGAAUCGAAUGGAAUUGGUCGGGAUUGGGAUUGGAAUCGAAUGGAAUCGACCCAGAAUUGGUGGGAAUCGAAUAGAAUUGUGUCAGAAUUUACUGAAACCAACUGAGUACGGCUAUGAUUUCAACAUAAUUACGACUCUUUUAUGUGAAACUGUCUCGAAAGAUCUAUAA
This is a messenger RNA of Adineta ricciae, 333 nucleotides long. The record is from the annotation of a GenBank genome assembly. NCBI's taxonomy places the organism in Eukaryota, Metazoa, Rotifera, Eurotatoria, Adinetida, Adinetidae.